Daphnia magna is the source of this 2439-nucleotide messenger RNA. Its product is annotated as cholesterol 7-desaturase nvd. The coding region runs from base 848 to 2209 and encodes 453 amino acids. NCBI's taxonomy places the organism in Eukaryota, Metazoa, Arthropoda, Branchiopoda, Diplostraca, Daphniidae. Gene Ontology annotation, cellular component: chloroplast. The transcript is spliced from 7 exons. Gene Ontology annotation, biological process: cholesterol metabolic process; chlorophyll biosynthetic process. The record is from RefSeq and is a predicted model, not a curated record. Gene Ontology annotation, molecular function: chlorophyllide a oxygenase activity; 2 iron, 2 sulfur cluster binding.
GAUCGAAAUAGCGUCGAAAUUGCUGGUCAACGUGAUAUUCUUGUGAUGAAGUGACGCGUCGAGUAGUAAAACAAAACUGAUAGAGCCUCAUUGGAUUUGCGUCACAUGUCGAUGAAACUUUACGCAACGCUAAGCAAAUUGCGUUAUCAUCAACUCUAAUGAAAGCUCUAGAAAAUCGUGUUGGCAUUUUACGGUAAAGCGGCCGGCAAAAUGUUUGAAAAAAAAAAAGAGCUGAUAAGCGUGUUGCACUGAUAAAUGAACUAGCCAGUAAAUAAAUACAUACAGGCAGUUGACACUUAUUAAGCUGUCAACGUGUCCGUUUUGUUCCAGCAGUCUGCCCGCUAGCAAGAUCCAGUUUUCCCCCGGCAUUAUAUACACCCAUUUUUGCGAUUAAACCAUCGAGGAUUUCGUACCGUUUUCAAAUCAUUCGUUGGCCAUUCACUGCUGCCAAUCUUGUAUCGAGAAAUAGGUCGAAAAACGAUCCCAACUUCGUACAAGUUUUGACUCGCGAGCAGUAACCUCCGAAUUAGCGCAGAACCACCUUCUAUAUUCAGACUGAUUUUUUAGUCUGACAUAGCUUGUUCCAUUGGCUUUUUUCGCAUUUGUUUGCUGACUAGAGCGGCGUGCACAACGUCCCCGCCCGCCAACUGUUUAAAAAUUACCGUUGUUCUUCGUCCAGCGGUUGUGCUUUCUCCGGACACGGCCACCUUCAAAUUCAUUCAUUUCAACCAGAGACAAGAGCGACAGUCGUGCGUGUUGCGGGCUAGUUGAUGAGAAACUGGGAAUUUAAGAUCGCUGGAACUGGUACAGCAACCUACUGCCACCGCUAUUCUCCAAAUCUUGGAAGAUGAGUUUUUUUUGGUCAUCCGGGUCGUCCCUGGUGGAUUUCCUUGUGCCUCCAGGUUGGAUUGCGCAAGACAAGGGUGCAAUGUUAAUUCAGUUGGUAUACACUGUUGCCGCCCUGUUUCUCAUUUGGUUAUUGCAUUACAUCGUUUUCCGGCCACUUAAUCGCAUCAGAGAUUUAUGCGAGACUGGGUACAAGGAUCUAGUCAGAUGGGAUCGUUACGGACGGACCAAACGUCAGCUGGCCAAUGAAGCGAGACGCAAUAAAAAAGUCGGUGAGGUGCCGCCCGUCUACCCCAACGGAUGGUUUGCUCUGUGCGAAUCGGACGACGUGAAGAACGGACACGUUCUGGCCGUCGAUGCUCUCGGCGAGAACAUGGCCGUCUUUAGGACCGAAGAAGGCAAGGCCUGCGUCCUGGACGCGUAUUGCCCUCAUUUGGGAGCCCAUUUGGGCAUAGGCGGACGAGUCGUCGGUGACUGCAUCGAGUGCCCGUUUCACGGCUGGCAGUUCAAUGGGAACGACGGCAAAUGCACUUCAAUUCCUUAUUCGAAAGGAAAAGUUCCGUCGAAUGCGCGGGUCAAAAAGUGGCCGACCCACGAAGUCAAUGGCUUCAUUUUCGUUUGGUAUCACGCCGAGUCGGACAAGAGCCUCGAACCGGAAUGGACCGUGCCCGAACUGGACGAGAUCAGUUCUGGCCGAUGGCGUUAUCGCGGACGAACCGAAUAUAAAGUCAACGUUCACAUUCAAGAGAUACCGGAAAAUGGCGCUGAUGUGGCCCAUCUGGCUUACCUUCACGGCCCGUCCAUUUUGUUCGGAUCCGAUUUGACGGCCAUAACGAGAGAGGACGAUCGUAAAACUAAGAGCUGGGCGCCUCUGUUACAUCAUCACUGGGAAGUCGGAUGGAAAGGUCCCGAACCGGGAUCUCCUGAUUGGCAUUUGGCCGUCACGACCAUCAAACACGAUUUGCGUCUCUUCGGAUGCAUACCGUUCAUUCUGAUGGACGUUGAAGCCAAACAAAUCGGGCCGGGAUUAGUUCAUUUGACUAUGGGCACUUCGCUAGGACGUUGCGUCUUGGUGCAAACGGUGACACCUGUCGCACCGUUUACCCAGCGAGUGUUGCAUCGAUUGUACACAUCACCCACCGUCAUUGCACCUUACGCUAAACUUAUCCUCUGGGGCGAAGCCAUUCAGUUUGAACGAGACGUGGCCGUGUGGAAUCACAAAACGUACAUAAAAAAUCCGUUGAUUGUGUCGGAAGAUCGGACCAUCAGUCGACAUCGUCGUUGGUAUCAGCAAUUCUAUUCGGAGAAUUCACCUCGUUUUGAAACGAUCAUCGAAAAUAAAAAAGGCUCCAUAGAUUGGUGAUGACACUAAACUAUUUAAAAUCGAAUAAUGAAUUGUUGUUUGGUGUUUUUUUUGGUUUUUUUUUAGGGAAAUCUCGAUGUCUCGUCUUCUUUUUAAUUGUUAUAGUGUUGUAUGAUAACGGAAUUUGGUUUGGUAUCGUUGUGUAUUUUGACAUGUUUUAUAAUGAGUCAAUUUUUAAUGACAUCAGAUCGAUUCGGUUGUUAAUUAAACACCAGGAUUGAGAGUUGUAA